AUGACCCCGGCGUUCCGCCAGGGCGGUGCGCCCUCUGUGCGUUCCGGGUCGAGCUCGGUGCCGACAGGGAUAGAGAAGCUUUUUCUCAGUUUCCCCAGCAUCGAACUUCGCGGUGGAGUUCCAACCAGCUCGGAGCGCGGAGGUCCGCGCACGGCUCCUCCAGGAAUCCAGCCACGCUGGGAAUACAAAGGAACAAAGGAGCGGUGCUGGGGAGCCCGUAGCCGCUCCGGGUUGAGUUGGCUCAAGCACAGCUGCUCCGGGAUGAUUUCACGCGCGGGGAUUUGGCAUGCACCGUCCUUCUAUGCCCCGAGCGGAGACUUGCUGUUUGGAUUAAGAACUGAUCGCAUUAAUAUGCUUUCCCUCUUCUCUUACCUGCCUGCGGUGUGUUUUCACAGAGCUCCCACCAACGCUGACUCAUUGGAGGUCUUCUUGGAAGUGUGCUGUCCUGAAGACAGGCCAGACAGCACAUUGCCUGGGAAUUUUGGAGUGAUCACUAAAGGGUCAGGUGUUGGGAUUCCUGAGGAAAUUUGCCAGUGCAUCCUGGCUGAGUUUCAUCAUCUCUCAGCAGAACUCAUUGAGAAGAAGGAAGAGAACAAUAUGAAGAGGAAGAAGGAGCAGCCAAGGGAGCACCUCAGUGCCUGGGACUGCCCUCGUGGCCCAGUUGGUUUACACAACAUUGGACAGACCUGCUGCCUUAACUCAUUGAUUCAGAUAUUAAUUAUGAAUGUGGACUUCACCAAGAUAUUGAAGAGGAUAACAGUACCAAGGGGAACAGAAGAGCAAAGGAGAAGUGUUCCCUUCCAGUUACUCUUGCUACUGGAGAGGAUGCAGGACAGCCGGCAGAAAGCAGUGCAACCCUUGGAGCUUGCCUCCUGUCUCCAGAAGUACAAUGUUCCAAUGUUUGUUCAACAUGAUGCUGCUCAACUCUACCUCACAAUAUGGAACCUAAUUAAGGACCAAAUCACAGAUGUGGACUUGGUAGAGAGGCUGCAGGCCCUUUAUACAAUCCGAAUGAAGGAGUCCUCGGUUUGCCUUGAGUGUACAAUGGAAAGAAGGAGAAAUAGUAGCAUGCUGACCCUCCCCCUUCCUCUUUUUGAUAUGGACUCAAAGCCCCUGAAAACCCUGGAGGAUGCCCUUCGCUGUUUCUUCCAACCAAGGGAGUUAUCAGGCAAAAGCAAAUGCUUCUGUGAGAACUGUGGGAAGAAGACUUGUGGGAAACAGGUCCUGAAGCUGACCCAUUUGCCCCAGACCUUAACAAUCCACCUCUUGCGGUUCUCCAUCAGAAAUUCACAGACAGAAAAAAUCUGCCACUCACUCUAUUUCCCCCAGAGUUUGGAUUUAAGUCAGAUCCUUCUGAUUGAUGAAGACCUCUGCAACUCUGAGGAAGAGCUUGGAAGACAGUAUGAGCUCUUUGCUGUGGUUGCCCAUGUCGGGGCAGCUGACUUUGGUCAUUACUGUGCUUAUAUCCAGAAUUCUGUGGAUGGAAAAUGGUUCUGCUUCAACGACUCCAAUGUUUGUUGGGUAUCCUGGGAAGACAUCCAAUGUACUUAUGGAAAUCAUAACUGCCGCUGGCGGGAAACUGCAUAUCUUCUGGUUUACAUGAAGAUUGAAUCCUAAUGGAUGUACCCUAAACUGUCAGAGGCUGACAGAGUUUCAUUUUCCUUUUCUAUCCCUGAAUCUGCUGACUCUCAAGAGAUUUUGCAGUGUGAAGGAUCAUUUGCAAAUUGUAUAGUUAAACUUUAUUUAUAAUCAGGGUUGAUUAUCAAAAUAUUUAGCAGUAAUUCUGCAUGGGUCUUGAUCAGUCAGAAUAGAUACUUCCACUGGCCAAUGGCUACAGCUGGGACCUGAGUGCUCCCUGCUGUGGAAGGCAUUAAUCCUUUAGUUAAGAGAGUACAGGGGUCGCAGUGCUCCCAUGGGAGGAGAAACCAGGCCAACAAUGGUAGUGGGGCAUUCAGGUGGCAAGGGGCAGUGGUAGAGAGGUAUUAAACAAUUUUGGAACCCAUAUUAGUUUAAUAAAAGUCAAGUGUUUUGUAAUUGUUAUUCAUUCGUUUGACAUAUAUGUAUUGAUCACCUACUCAAUAAGCUGGUGUGCUAGGCACCAUAAUGAAUAAAGUUCUUUUUCUUCAAAGGAA
This is a messenger RNA of Hyaena hyaena (striped hyena), 2132 nucleotides long. RefSeq names its product ubiquitin specific peptidase 18 (gene USP18). Gene Ontology annotation, biological process: protein deubiquitination. The transcript has 12 exons. Gene Ontology annotation, cellular component: nucleus; cytosol. Lineage: Eukaryota; Metazoa; Chordata; Mammalia; Carnivora; Hyaenidae. The coding region runs from base 1 to 1617 and encodes 538 amino acids. Gene Ontology annotation, molecular function: cysteine-type deubiquitinase activity; cysteine-type endopeptidase activity. The record is from RefSeq and is a predicted model, not a curated record.